AUGGGUUUUGAUUCGGAGAAAUUUAUUUUAAAUAUAUCCGAGGACAAGAAAUGUGCACUGUGUGCUUGUGUAUUGGAUAAUCCAGUGAAAACACCUUGUGAUCACAUAUUUUGUUCAGGAUGUAUUUUACCAUGGGUUGUGCGACGCGGAAAGUGUCCGAAAGACUGUCAGGUUUUAACACCUCAUGAUUUGGAUAACUUACUGCCUCUCAGGCAAACCAUAUUGGAUAUGGUAGUCAAAUGCGACUUCGUAGAAAGAGGAUGUGGGGUGACUUUCAGACUGAUGGAUUUAGUUUCUCACACCCAAGACUGUGCUUUCAGACCUGUUACAUGCGAAAACUAUGGGUGUGGGGCAACUCUUAAUGCUGGUGAUUUAGUCCAUCAUGAAGCGGACGAGUGCAUGUUCCGACCAGUUGGGAUCUGUCAGAAGGGUUGUGGUCAGGUGCUUCUCCAAAAUAACCAAGAUAACCAUGACUGUUUGGAAGCCCUUAAAUUGCACAUUAACCAACAGGAGUUAAGGAUAGGAACUCUGUCAGAGGAUCUUAAACGACAGAAUUUCAAGCAUGAAAAGAGAGAAAAGGGUCUGUUGGGUAAAGUUACCGAUCUACAUAAUGAUUUAAAGAAUCAAGCUAUGAAAUUUGAAAACAAACUAUCGGAAUGUAAACAGCAUUUAACUCGUCUAAGCAUGGUAGGAAUGAGGUUAGCUUGGGAGAAAAAUGUCAAAAUAAAAGAUCCAUAUUGCAGAUGUUGGCCUCAGCUUCAGACGUGGGAUAUUGAGAGUGUUGAUAUCAAGGUUAUUAUGUUGGAGCGAGAUAAAAAAGGAUCACUUGGUUUUAAUAUAAUGGGUGGUUUUACGGGCAUGCAUACCAUAUUGAAAUUCCUUAAAACUAUGCUUUGA
Molecule: messenger RNA, 897 nt
Organism: Lottia gigantea (owl limpet)
Lineage: Eukaryota; Metazoa; Mollusca; Gastropoda; Lottiidae
Exons: 4
Coding region: 1-897 (298 amino acids)
Biological process (GO): regulation of canonical NF-kappaB signal transduction; positive regulation of JNK cascade
Cellular component (GO): plasma membrane signaling receptor complex
Molecular function (GO): zinc ion binding
Source: RefSeq, a predicted model, not a curated record